AUGCCCAGUUCAGUUUUCGCCCUUGUUUUUACUUCCUGUGUUGCUUUAAGCCUCUGCAAUGUUUCUUUGACAGCGACUAAACAACAGGACCUUAUAAAGAGUCGGGAGAAAUGUGGAAAGGUGAGUGAAUAUUUUGGUGAGAUCUCACCCUGGGUCGUCGUCAAGUGACCUCAGUCUGCAACUUAGGUUUUUGUAUAUGCUGUAUACAUUUCGACGUCAGGGUCUGGGAAAGAACAUGAAAGGGGGAAAGACGAGCUAAGACUUAACUUUUUUAGAGAAAUAACCAAAAAAAAAAAAUACCAGCCCACAAUUCUCAGGUUUUGCGAGAGUAGCUUGUUGGCGGCGAAAUGUUAAGCUUUUUAUUGUUAUCUCCCGUUCAAAUUUUUGUAACAAAACUAUUUCAGGUCAUUUUAUUAAAACGGCCCGUCACAUAUACUUUCCUCGUUCCGCUCGCUAAGAAACUCUUGAGGUCGACUUGUAGCAAAUCUAUACGAGGGCUUGCCGAGGUUGAAGAGCAAAAGAAAUACCAACAACAUUCAGCUAUGCAAUGAUAAAACCAAGACAAAAACAAGAAUCUCAUUUAUUAAGAUCAGACUGUGAAAGCCCGGGUAUGAUUGAAAGCCGCUUUGACCCAUGCAUGACGUUGUUGUUUCAAGGGCCAAAUGUGAAUGACCUUUAUUCUUCUUAAGCAAAAAAAAAUGCACAAACAAAACUGAAUAAGUAAGUUACCUCACCUAGUACGUAUAUGACGUUUAGUCAGUUAUUAUCUUCUUUGCCUAUCUCUGCAGUACCUGACUUAUGAGGAUUGUUUGAAAAAAGUAUACGAAGCGGCCGAACACUGCCGUGCUCAGUCCGACGAGACGCAGCUCUCGGUUAGCUUCAAUGACAUUUGUGAUGGAUAUCAAGAAAAGUUGAAAAGACUCUGUCUAGCUCACUCUGCAAAAGGUUUGUAUUGAUUGUCAAAAAAACUGGUGUAACAUGCAUCAAAAGUGACAGUGUGUUCAAAUGAUGCAGGGCAUAGCUUAAAAACACCUAAAUAGAUGUUAAUCUUUUUAAAUCUAAGUUGAAAACGUUUCUUUUUAAAACGUUCCCUGCUAGCAGAGGUCUCUCACGACGAGGCAAAAAUGAGAGAAAGGAGAGAGACUCUCUCCUUUCUCUCAUUUUUGCCUCGUCGUGAGAGACCUCUGCUAGCAGGGAAUUUAAAAAGGUAUAGGACAUUUAGUUUCGUCAUAUUUGUUUUUGUUUUUGUUUUUGUUUUCUUUCUUUCCUUUUUAAGAUGUGUACAGUAGGGUUAUAUGUAAGCUUGUGCUUAAUGAUAUUCUUAUGUUCUUUUUUACAUUGUAAAGCGCUUAGAACAGCGAUGUAUAAGCGCUAUAUAAAUUCCAUUAUUAUUAUUAUUAUUAUUAUUAUUAGAUGCUUAUCGAAGAACAUAAGUUUAGCGGAAUCCUUUCAAUUGCGGAAUCCUUACUCUCAACUGAACGUCAACUCUGACGGACUGAAAAUCGCAGGCAUGGACAAUUGGGUUUGAUGACCUGGGAGAUCGCUCACAUGACGUAUUCUCCUCGAGCAUCUUAGGAUCCUUAAUACAUGCGAGCACUUUUUUCCUGAUUUUAAAUAAUAACUAUAAUCAAUUUUCCUUUUCCUCAAUAAUCAAAAGAUAAAUUGAUUAUUAGGCUUGUAUUUUGCCUCAGCGGGCCAGGAAUACGUCAACGUACAGCCAAAUGCUGUGUUAUCCCUUCAUUAUUGGCUGCAACAAACGUUCACUCACCCAUGAAAGGGACUUCGGAUUUCGGAAUGGGGGAAAUUGUUGCACGUGGAAUCAAGAUACAGCUCCAGGAUCCUGAAUCCUACUAACAACUAGAAUCCAGAAUUCCACUUCCACUGACAAAGCCUGGGGAAUCCAGUACCUAGGAUCCGGAAUCCACGGCGUGGAAUCCAGAAUCCAAGAUUGUCUUUUAUUCCCUUACAUGGGGCAAAUUUUGCAAGUUGAACAGCAGGACAUUGUGGCUGCGACCAAUCCUUAAAACUCAUUGUCUUCCUCUGUUUGGCAAAUUUACCAUGUACCUUUUAAAAUUAUAUCUGUGCUGUUAUUUACAGUGCCUUCUAAAGCUAUACCGCUUUGGAAAGGACAAAAAUUAAACUUUCAGAAAAAAAAAAAUGCCGUCUCAGGAAACCCAUAACAUUCCGCAAUAAAAAACAUAAACAAGGCAUAUUUCUGCAUAAUUAUUUUUUACAAUUUUUUAAUAGUGUAAUUUUGCCAGGAAAAUUGUCUAUUUUGUGUAAUACAGUAGAAACAUAUUUUUUGCUUCAAUAUCUAGGCAAAACAGAGCGACUAGCAAGUUUUUACAAAUUCAUUUUGUGACGUUGUUAUAUUAUGCAAACUAGGUCAGAGCUAAUUAGCAUAGUGAAAUUAGAUACUUGAACGUCACCUUGUGGACGGUAAUUUACUUUCGAAAGGCGCUGUAUUGUUUUAGUUUCUCGGCGAAAUAUCGUGCUAUUUAUGUCACCAAAAUAUUAUAAUGUUGCAUAAUUUCUCAUUUCAUGUAAAUAAUUUUAUAUACACCUGUAGUAUGUAUAAAGUUGUUUCCACUUAAAUUUUCUUGUAAUACUGUUAUUUUUCAGUUCCAAUCACGGCCAACACCCAAUUUCACAUGAACUUUUCACUAAACUCCCGGAUUAGUCUUUCUUUUUUGUUUCAGCUUACGUUUUGUCUGUUGAUUUUUUAGCUUCUUGCCUGGCUUGCUUUGAACGAAUGGAAAAGGUCUUGAAAAACUGCGAAAUGUUUUCCGAAAAUGUCAACUGUGAUCUUAACGCCAUGACCAGUGAAUGCAACGAAACCAGGGUGGCGCUCAUCAAGCAUUGCACUCACAAAGAAUGUGGAGGUAAGUAAGUUCCACUUGAAACUCAAAAAACCUCUAAAGAAAGAUUAGCUGGAAUUAUAAAAGCUGGUGUAAAAUGCCGUAAACAAGCACGCCAUUUGCAAGUCAAGGGCAGUAAACAUAGAGUUUUAUGCUUUGCCAGGAAACAUGAAAACCGCUGGCAAAAUUGUGAAAACAGAGAACUAAAUCUGGGAUAUAAAGAUGGCAAAUGCCGCUUUUGCCUCCUUAUUUACAUCCCGUACUUUAAAAUUUAUUGUUCUAGGUAAAUGUGACAUUAACUAUCGUUGCCCAUAUUUACUGCUCAGUUUUUACAUUUUUGGAGCAAAUUUGUGCAAAUCCUUAUAAUUCUUUCAUAUAGUACAUGCAUUUGCGCUACUCACCUUUACGUAUAUACCGGUGACUUAUUUUGUUCCUUUAUCUUAAGUCUGCAAAGAACUUUAUUGCCGCAACGGAGGGAAGUGCGCUGGUCCUACUGCUGCUUGGUGCACGUGCCCGCCAGGAUACGGUGGAGCGUUUUGUCAAAAAAGUAAGUAUUAUUAUAUAUAUUAGAGUGAUGGGAGGUUUGCGUUUCGUGGCUGAAAAUGGGACCUGUACUUAUACGAAUAUCAUGACGCGCGCUUUGAAAUCACAUUGAUUAUUGGAAGGGUCUCAUAGAUACCUUGGAGAGUGGCCUGAAUGGGAGUCAUUUAUUUACUUUUCACGCUGAUCGGAUAGAUAACUUCUCCUUACUGGCUUCAUCAGCACCCCAAGGUUUCAUAUAAAAGACCAUUUUACUGUUUUGGGUUUAGUAUCUCAGCCUUUUAGUAGCUUAAGUCGCAAGCUUUUCCAGGCUUACCUUUGAGUGAACGUGAGGCGUCGAGGUUGCAUGACCUUGUUUUGAUACAAACUUGUUUCCUGUUCUUAUGGAAUGUAUCGUUCAAAGACACUAGUCAGCAUUAUUAACGUAAUAAAGAAGAAAGGGUCUAUCAAAACAAGACAAACUCCAGCCUCGUUUUCAUCUGUUAACUGUAAAAUGGGCUAUUCCUACCUCCACGACGAGGAGACAUCAAUUAACAGGGAACUUACCUUUGCACUAAAUAUUGUGAAAAAUAAAUAAAUAAAUAAAUAAAUAAACAGUUCGCGACAGAUGGUUUUAUAAUUUUCUGAAUUAAGGCAGAUGUGCAAGAAAUCCGUGCAAGAAUGGUGGCUCGUGUAUCGGUGACAACCUCUGUAAGUGUCCACCUCUUUAUUCUGGACCUCGAUGUGACAGAAAAAGACUGGGAAUUAAGAUUAACCCCGCACCAAACGCUCAGGCAAUCCUUGAUGCUGGCGAUAGUUUGGGCAGCGGUUUGUACUGGAUUCAACCACCAGGAGAAACCCUUCCGGCUCAAACGUACUGUGAUAUGAGUUUUGCUGGUGGAGCUUGGAUGCUAGCAAGUUACGGAUACGUUCACACAACGGGUGUAAAUGCCAACAACAAGGCCAUACCGAACAUGAACAAUCCUUUUGGUUACGCCUGGCUUCCUACCAAGCGUAGUUCCUCGAAUGGUGUCAUUAAUCUCCCUCAUGGUGCUGUCAAUUUGGCCAACACUGCUCACUAUAUGAUCAUGGCUGCCGGCAACAACCCAGCCACGGGAGGAAUCAAUCAAUACCAGUAUGUCUACCGGAUUGCCCUUAAGGAUAACCCUUAUAACAUUUCCUUUGCCAAUCACAAUCGUUAUAAUGGCGGACAGCCAGGCCGAAUGCAUGUCCAGGAGUUCAUUGUUGAAGCCCUCAAGGGCGAAAGUGGGACAUACUUGAGAUUUGCACUAGGGGAGGCCUUAGGGGUGACAUGGAGCGACUCGUACCCCACAGGGUAUGGUUUUAGUGAAAAAAACGCCCCAUUUUCGAUCUUUAACAAGGGUCCUUUCUUUCCCAGUGUGCAUUCCGGAUCUGGACGUAGCCCGUGUUCUGUAUGCACUCCGACCAAUUUCGAACCGGAUGUACCGGGGGGGUCUCCUUACUACACCCAUCGUGGAUGGUAUACUGCCAACACUUUCGCAAAAACGGGUCAGACCUCGAUUUGGUUCAAAUGAAGGAUUUUUUUUAGGAACCUGAGCACUAGCAUAGAGAAGUACCUAGGUUUAAUUUACUGUAAGUUGCGCUAGCGCCUGCCAGCGACAAACUUGAUUGUUGGACAAGCAUUAAGAAUGAAAUUAAAUCAACUUUGUCUAUCCUCAGCAGUGUUAAUUACGCAAAGGUAGACGGGAUAGUGUGUAAUGAGCGAAUAACUUGAAUAAAUAAAUCAAAUAUCAAUAUGACAAGAUCAUGAGUAGGCAAGCCAUCCCAGUCAGUCCUCAGCUCUACCGGGCAAGGCAUGAAUUGAAGCUGGACGAUUGGAAGUUCAGAGGUCUAACCGCUUGGCCACGCUGCCCUCUAAGUUACUUGUAAACGGAAAACCUUUAAUAUAUAUAUUUAUAAAAUAACUGAGAUAGUACGCGUGAUCUGAUUGGUCAAAAACCUAUGGUUUAUUAUACCGGUAAACCCAUAGAAAAAGGCAUCCGGACCACGCGCCAUAAACAAAACCGGCUAUUGAUCUGCAAACAAUGAUUUUAGAAAGGCUAAAAAAAGAACAAGUUACUUACCCAGCCCUUCUUAAUAUCAAAAGCGUUGGUUUCCACAUUUUAUUACUGCCAUAGCUUUAGAAGUAAUAAAGUACAAAGCUGGAAAGCAGUUUACAUUUCACGACGAUGCCAAAUCGCUGAGAAAGGCAACAACUGUGUGAAUUUCUGGUGUAGAAAGUCUCCAGGAAAACUUGACCAUGUGCCAACCAGCAACAAAACGGAUAGUUUUAGCAUUCUUGAUUUAUUUUAUGUCAAAAUUAAAUUCCUUAAUGAAAGAAAUUGUUCCAAAAAGAGAUCUCUGAUCAAGAUAUGGUACAAAAUCGGCCACUGUAGGUUGUAAACAAGCUGCCAACGAUGAUGAAAGAUGUCAGAGUUUCGGGCUGGUUUUUUCCAACAUUUGCACAAAUUAUUCGGUGAUAUGGAUGCCAUAACCUACCUCAAACCACCUGCAUGACUUUACAAAUCGACAAAUAUUAACGCCAAUAUGUGGCUACGGCAAAGAAACUUUUCUCCACCACUGACAUAUUUCCAUCGGUCGCUGUACGUGCAUAUGAAAGUUACAUGCGACAACUUCGCAAAUGCAGCCACGUCGUUACCGCAGCAUUUCUUAAUCAUAAUAAAGUCCAGAAAACAGAUCUGAAACCACUGCGGCUUGUAAAAUGUGAAUGAAGUCCUCCAUUACAAUAGCUGCCAGUUCCGUCUGUAAGCACAAAAUUCUUACUGAUCGGCUCAACAAAAUACAGCGGCGUACAGUCUGAUGUUCAAUUAAUUUCUACUUCGGUAGUAAACAAACCAUGAACGUAUUUUUUCAUUGUACGUUCGCUUGAAUAAAUGUUGACUUUUCCUGUAAAACAGCUUUCAUAAGUUAUCAUGUAAUGAGUGCAAAAACUCGUGUUUUGAAGUGCUGCUGUUUGUUGUUUUACUGAACUGAGUUUUAAGAAAGUUCAACGCUAUUAAAUCGUGAGUCAUGAUUGGCUUAUGAUGACUUUAGAGAGAAGACGUGACUUGAUCACGGUACUAAAACCAUAUUUUUUACCGAAAAGACUCCAUUCUACUAAAAGUUAUUUUAUAAAAGCAAUAGACCACACUUUCUAUGGGUUUACCGGCGUGAUAACCCACUUGGGAUGUUGGGAGAACACUCGAAAAGCUUGUAAAUCACUCGCCUUCGGCUCGUGAUUUACAAGCUUUUUCUCGUGUUCUCCCAACAUCCCGCGUGGGUUAUCACGCCGGUAAACCCAUAGAAAGUGUGGUCUAUUGCUUAAAUAUAUAUAUAAAAAACAUAAAAAACCUACUCUUAGGAUCUUCCAUUAGCCUAUCCUGGGAGACGCAGACUUCUCAAAUUGCUGAAAUUCAAAAAUGUAAUGUCACCAUCCUAGCCUGUUGCCAUGGAUAUGGAGAUCGAGGAAGAUGACGGUGUUAUCCGUCGAGCCCUUCUUAUGAUACGAAAGCCGAAUUCAAUAAUGGUUUUAUUAUUCAUUCAAAAUAAUUCCUAGUUUAAAAACAUGGCAAAAACAUGCUUACCUCCAUCGAUCCAUCGAUGUUAAGUUCAUCUUCGAUAGUGCACGUUUGGGGUUGUUCAGCUCCGCAAAUAUUCUCCAAAUAGCAGAUGUCGCCCUUCGAGUUGUCAUCUUGCUGUUCUUGCCAUGUUUUUAGCUAUUAUUUCGCCUAGUUCUUACUCUUGAAAGGAGUGAAUUGUUCGCCAUUUUUGUUUUCACAACAAAAACAACUCAACCUCGUGCCCAGGUAAUUUCGGUUAACGGUGCAUUAACCUGCAAGAAAGCUGCACGUUUGACGUCAUCGGUUCAUUAAACGCAAAACUCUUCCAAAUUUGGUCAUCAGCAGUUGGUUAUGGUGAAUUAUGCGUGUGUUUUUAGCCAAUCAGAAUCGGGGAAAUAUUUUGAAUGAAUAAUAAUAAUGGGUCAUAGACGAAAAUUCGAAAGCUAAGGAGUAAUAGGUGAUACUUUGACGUAAAGUAGAAAUUGGAGGGGACCUAGUAAUCUACCUUGUGGUACUCCGCAAUUAUUGUUUGUCUGGAAGAUUCUGAACUUUUACCAGAAACAUGUUGUUUACUGUUUGUUCCAAAUUCACUUAGUAGAAUGCUGAAUGACACUAGAACUAUGCAAAACCAUUGCCAAAGAGGUUUCGUUUGACGAUCACACCAUAGGACUUUGUCCACAGACUCAAGUUAGAGCAUUUCCGUUCAAGUUAGCGCAAAAGCUGGAACUCGAGAGUUACAACGUUCGCGUAUGAAAUAUCUUUACUUUUAUAGAGAUGAUUUACCCACAAAUUUGGAAAAAAAAACAUAGCUGAAAGGCUAGCAAACCGCUGGCCAGGAAUGCGCUCCUGAAAACAGUGAAUUCUGUUUCACGAGAUUCUCAAUGGAAAACAUUAAGAUUCGAGGAAAACAAAAUAAACUGUUUCCGGAGGGACCAGUCACUUUGUAUAUUAAGUGAUUUGUUAUAUAGCUGGAAACUUUGAAGCUGGAAAUUCAUUAAACCUCGCUGUAACGGCGGUCGUCGGUGAACAUUCAAAGGUAACAGUGCUUUGUUAUACUCUCUGAUGUCAUAGAUUUUGCCAUGUUGCCUACUCAGAGUUUUUGGCGGGAGACAGUUUUACUGUUAGAUGUCAUGUGACCUCGAAGUAACCAGUGAGUCUGGCGCGCUGUUGGGGAAAAAUUUCCAGCAAUAUAACAACAGUUAUGAUAAAUUUAUGAAAUAAAGCUAAUUUAAGAGUAAUAUCAAUAAUUCAAUAACGAAAAUAGAAGCAAACGGCUUAUUUUAAAAUACUCCGUUACCAUGGCAACUUCAAUGUUGACGUACACGUCUCGACGACUUAUAAAAUUGUUCCCAGAGGAAUUUUGAAAAAAAAAAGGCUGUGUUUGGUUUUGUUCUGUAAAUGAGUUUGUAAUGGUUUCAAAGUGGUUGAUAAUAUACUUUCUGACAAACUGCGCCCUUGAUACGCUCUAGGAAUACCCUGCCCUUUUUUUGUGGCAAGAAGCGAAUCUUAUAAGUUUCCAAUGAAAGCCUGCAUGGCCUAAGCUAGCCAAAAGUUAUCAUAAAUGCCAUCGUUUUUUUUCUAUUCAGGACAAAUAUUUAUUUAAAGAAAGUACCCGAAAAUUGGAUAUGGAUGACAAAAUCCGGUAACCCAUCGAUACUGUCAAACAUUUUAGUUAUCUCACUUAUGGGCAACCCGAUCUUGUCUUAAGCUUAAAACAUGUCAGCAGACUUAGAAAAAAAAGGCCACCUUUUCCAAGUUAAACUCAAUCCAAAAAUGACCAAAAACCGAUCAUACUUUGUUUUCCCUUUGACAGUCCAAAAAUAGCCAAAUUUUUUCAAAGAUUUGACUAACACAUUAUUUUUCUCAUGAGAUUGCUUUCUCUUGCAAUACAGAAAUAAUUAAUCAAAGUAUACAUUGCAAAUGACAACGUCUGGGGCGAUUAUUCAAAUAUUUUGACACCGCUCACUUAACUGAACGGAAAUCUUUUUCGAUGCUAACCAAAAAAUUCUUUAUACGUUUAACUUCCCGUACGGGAGUAUAGUCCUCGAGGACAUGUUUCUUCGCGGCGAGAAGAGUCAUGAAGGUAGGUGCUUUGUUUUCUUCUGUCAGCAGUGCUUUCUGAAUGAUCGAAGAGUGAUAGUGGGCGCAUGAUGGAACGCAUAUUCCAUUUUCUUUUUUGAAAGAUAGUAGUUAUCUUACAGUGUAAACAUUUUAGUCUGUCCGUUUCAUUGCUCUCUUUCAUAAAUAAUGACAUUGUUUCGGUAUACAAAAACUCAGUCGGCGAAAUUAAAGGCAGUGACGCAUUCUGAUUUGUUACUCGGUAAAGCAAGAAACAGAACUUGCCACAGUGCUUUCUCAGGUAGGUCGCUCGUCUAGGCCUGUCUCUGUUGGACUUCACUUUCUUGUUGUCGUUGCUGUUUUUGUUACUUUUUAAAGUGUAAUUUUCGAUGGCUUUAAAGUUUGUUGCCGAAGGUUGGAUAGAUCUUAGGGGUGUUGGCUUUCAACGAACGGGGUGAAUUAGCCUUUUCUAUUCUGGCCAUGAAAAUCACUGUUAGCGAAAGCAACGGCCCUCUUUGUUCCCACGGCUGUUCCAUGGGUCUCUAGGUAGUUGCUACGGCAAAAUUGGAGCGAGUGUUCUCUUAAUAUAAGAAAGAGUAUUUCUUUUAGCUACUUGCUAGGUAUUGGUGCUCUCUUUCCGUAAAAAUCUUCGUGUGCGUGACAUACUGUGGUUACGGCCUGUUCUUGUGGUAUGUUUGUGUAGAGGCGAAGUUUUGAAGGUCAGAUAACUUCCUUUACGACUACGUGUAGGAGUCGUGCGUUGCCCGUCGUCAAUUUUAAACCAAGUUUAGGGAGGAGGGAGAAACUGCCCCAAAAAGUGGGGAGGAGGGAGUUUUUACCCUCCUGUACCUCCCCCUCCAUUUAUCUCGGUUCUUUAAAAGUGUUCGGGUUUCCAUGAAAGUUUAUGGAAAGAGGAUAACGUUUCCCACGAGAAUUAAUACAGUACUGUUAUGGCAAGAACCUAAAAUUACCCAAAACAGCUUAUUUUUUCCCAUAAUUGUCACGCUGUUGAUUCAAGAUCUUUUACCAUAGAGCCCCAUGCCAGUACUUUCCUGGAUGAAAGUUACAGAUCGAUCUAUUUUCUCGUAAUUCAGGUCGAUAACUGUUUGCCUAUAUACUUAACAUGUCAUUGCAGAUUCAACGUACUAUUCUGUAUCUUGCCAUGCGCAUUUUAACCGUCCUCACCGUAAGCUCCUGUGUGACGUUGAGCCUCUUGUUGCAGUCUCCCAAUUCAUCGAGUCAACCGGGCAUUGUGCAAGAAGAGAGAAAGUGUGAAGAGGUGGGUAUAAGUCGGGGAGAGCACAAAGAUUUCUUUAGACAAUUGUCCAUUCGGUGACGUUACAGUACAAUAAUAGUGAUGAGAAGUUUCUUAAGCAGAAGAGUAUUUGUUCAGUAUUGGUCAAUCGAAGAUAUCACUUGCUAUUUUCUAAAUUCCCCUCAAAAAGUUUUCAUUAAUCAUUAGUGGCGUCUCUCAUGGACCUUUUCCCUGUUUUCGUGGCCACUAAAGCUGCCCCCGAACAAUUUUUUUUUAUCCCAGGGGCUUCCUAGCAGCCAGGAAUGGGCAUCUCUGUUGUGUCCCACAAAAUCACGUGACUGAUCAUGCAGUUAAUGUAACCUAUCGGCUCGCCCUAACUUGAAUAAACACUUCUGGCCAGGAACCGAUAUUUUUGAAUAUGUCGAGUGUGUGUGUUGAUACAAGUAUGCAUGAUAACGAGGAAAAAUGUUUCAGCAUAGCCCCUACACUAACAUUGUAUGCCAAAUAGCUGGUUCUUCGCCAUUUUUUCAUGUUUUAGUAUGUGACUUAUGAGGAAUGUGUAAAGCGAGCAGCGGCGGCUAAUGCAAAAUGUCGCAGAUCCAACAGUUCUCAUCUAAAGGUUGACAAGAUUUGUACCGACCUUGACCAAAGGCUAAAGAAGAUUUGCAGCACGUAUAGUGCAAAAGGUUAGUAUUAAAGAAUCCCUCUCGCUAACUUGGAUCAAUGUCGCCUUUCUUGGGCUAGCUUGCAUCAAUGUUGCCUUACGCUCUUUCGAGAGAAUAUGAAAUGCCCAUAUUAACCUGACCCUUUUCUUGCGUACUACUCUAGAUCCGCCCCCGCACAUAUUUAUUCAGGGGCUUUUUCUCUGCUGGGAACUGGUAUCUAUAUUGUACCUUGCUUUGAAGCUCACCUGUAGUUUACACAAUGGUACGAAAGGCAAUUGUUAGUUUUGGGAAUUUGAUUAAAAAAAAAGAGGACACAAACAAUGAAAAAAAUAGCCGCCCUUUUUUAUCUCAUUUAAAAAAUAUAUAAUGGUUCAGUAAUUGUCAGUUUCCUUCACGAUCCAAAGAGAGACUAUCAUUACCUUCAAAUUGUCUUCAAAUUGUCUUUUCUGGAAUCCGUCCUUUACCAUAGUAAAAACGAAACUAUUCAGAAUUUAUUCUGUCAUUUCAUGAGACUUUCAAACGAUGAACAAAGUUCCGUUUUCUUACGCAGUUUAAAACAGCCGAUAUUUCGCGACGUAAUCACUGGAUCCCUUGCGAACGACCUCUGAACGACUGCAGAAAUUCCAUACUGACGAAAUAUCACUAUACAGAUCUGAGUAGCAGCCUCUGAUUGGUUGAAGCAAAUUUCCCCAGUGGCACGACCAAUCAGAAGCACGACCCAGAUCUUUGUAGUGACACGUUAUCAGUAUGGCGGAAUCUCUCGGCGCUCCUCUUGAGGAAACCAGUGGUGGAUGGCAUCGAGAAAUUUCGGCUGUUCUCAGGCUAGGAACAAACGCGCCUUGGAUAAAGACAAGAACUCCAGAAUAAAACCAAUUAAACCCAUUAUCGUCAGCAUAUAAAAGCUUCUUGCAACUCUUAAUUUUAUCUUUUUUUAAUCAGCAUCAUGUCUAGAGUGUUUUGAUAAACUGGAAAAUGCCGUGGAAAGCUGCAAAAAUUUCUCCGAGAUGAUUCACUGUAAAAAUAACUUGACAGACGUAAAAUGCGAGGAAAUGAAAGCGUCUCUUAUCAGUUACUGUAGCAGUAAGGAAUGUGACGGUAAGAAGUUCAACUCAAAAGAUAAUCAACUACAACUGAGAAACCUAUUAUCAGUUUCUUUAAUUGAUAACAAGUAAGAAUGAUCGAAAAUAUUUGCUGUGACGACGUUUCAAAGCCAUUUGAUUUAAUUUUAAAAUGUUCACAUUAAGACUUAUACACCACCCUUGGUUAAGUGUUUAUUUUUAAUAACUUUGUCAAUCAACAAAGGAGCAUGUUUGAGAGAAGGCACAUUAUCUUUUCACUAAUUUUUCUUAUCGCCUGCGUGCUUAACCUUUUGCAAGAAAAGGAAGUAAUUAAAAGUGAUUAGGCGUUAUACAAUAAUUGAUCCCCUGAGACCUUAGACUAGAAGACUUGGGCAAGGGCUUAUUUUCUGUUCCAGUCUUUCUCCCAACCUCGACUCCAGGGCCUUUCCCUUUGAAAAUGGGAGGAGCGGGAAACAUCAGUAACUAACGAUGCAUUUGAAAUAUGCCGAAAUGUUGGCAAUUGUUGUCCACGAAAAUAUGAAACCUGGGGACAAUACCCCUGAAUGACGAGAGGCUCUCACAAUUUCCAACAAAAACUUAACGAAUUGUAGCUCUUAUUUUACUGCCUUAAUAGUCAUUAAUAAUCUUGAAACUCAAAGGUCGUAUAAAACGACGAUUAAUCUCGAGAAUCUUAAAUUUUUCCAAAAAAAAAAAAAAUAUAUAUAUAUAUAUAUAUGUAUUUAGCCGGGCAAAAUUAUUCGCUUAUCUGCUUAAGUGGAGCAAAAUGUUUACAAAACCGCUAACAAGAGUGCCUCUGUACAUACCAAUCAAAUCCGUCUUUCUAGCAGUCGGCUAAGGCAUUUUCCAUGAUCUUCCACAUACGCUUUUAAAAAGAUCGAAACUACUAAGACGUGAAAUUACAUUUCAAAAGCCCUUCUUUUUCUACAGAUUGAAGAUGAAGAUUGUCCAGUUUUUUUUGUCCAGGUUUUUCGAUAACUUUCUCAUAUCUCUUGCUUGAACUUCACGAACAUCGAGGCGGCUAUUGGAGGAAAACGCUCUUCUGAAAGAUUUUGGAAGAAGAGUUCCUAGUGCCGAGAAAUACGGCUGCAACUCAAAAAGGUUAUGGCGUCAUUUCUUUGCUAUGACAACUUCGAUGUCAUUAUAACCUUGAUCAUAACAAAUGUUGAUCUUUAUCUAUACUAGUACAGCUGUAGUGGUAAUUUUUCCAAAUCUUUGUUAAUGGUGACAUAGUUUAUGUUCAAACAUGGGAGGUAUCGACCCUGAAGAACCCUAUCGAGCCACCCUUAAGACAAAUAUUUCAGUAACUGUCGUUAACGUUAACGCUAUUCAUCUCCACGUAUUUUGAAGAUCAAUUUAGGAUUAGCUGGGAUUCUAACCCCCCCUUUUUCGUUUGCCUGAAGUCUGCAAAGAACUUUACUGCCGCAACGGAGGGAAGUGCGCAGGUCCUACUGCUGCUAUGCGCAAAUGCCCAGUAGGUUACGGAGGAGUAUUUUGUCAAAAGAGUAAGUAUUUCUACUCUAUCUAAAACAAUGGCAGGCCCGUAGGAACAACUUUGAAAGUGACAGGCCUAGGGUACGACGGUUAGCAGUCUUAGCAGCCGAGUCUGGUGGCCUAUCAGUGGUUAUGGGUCAGACUCCCAUUCCUGUAAGGGGGUCCGUCGGUAUUCUUCCCACAAAAUAUAGUAUUCUUAAAUAGGCCAUUUUACAGUUAUAGAUGGAAAAAAGGCUGGAGUUGACGUUGUUUUGAUAAACACUUUCUGCUUUCUUAUGUAACUCAUGUUGUUCUUAUUACGCUAACUAUUAGUUUUAAAGCAUAAUUUCCAUAUCAAACAAAGGUGGUUUGUAUCAACGGCCACGCUCACAUUCACUGUAGAUACACGUACUUCAUAACGGCACCGUGGAUAGAAAUCAGAUUUGGCUAAAAUCAACAAAACGUCUAAUGCAAACGCGAAAGUGGACGCAAAGGACUGAGCCCGACUCCCGGUACUCAGUUACCGCUCUGCCAUGGGCCAAUUUGGUUUUAAGAUCGGGCGGGCCGUCGUCACUGUCGUCGUGAUGUCUUUACUAAAUCUACCCACUUGUUUUGUGGCGGGCCUGAUCGGUAACGCCUCCUUACUUGCCCCUUUAGUUACGGUGGCAGUUCUGUUCGUGCAGAAGCCCCGGCUCGGAAUUAGACAUUGUAUUCCUCUAUAAUAACGAAACGUCAAUCACGGGGGCUCCUUACAUGAGUCUUCACUAUAGUUAGUAAAUGUUCGCUGCUAUGUACUAACAUAAACAUUCUCUUCUGUUUCUAAGGCAAGUGUGCAAGCAAUCCUUGCAAGAAUGGUGGCACGUGUAUCGGUGAUAGCCUCUGUAAGUGUCCACCUCUUUAUGUUGGUGCUCAAUGUGAAAAAGCAAGGCUGGGAACCAAGAACAACCCUGCACAGAACGCUCAGGAAAUCCUCAACGCCGGUGAUAGUUUGGGCAGUGGCUUGUAUUGGAUCCAACCACAAGGUGAAACAGCCCGAGCUCAAACGUACUGUGAUAUGAGUUUUGCCGGUGGUGGGUGGAUGCUAGCAAGUUACGGAUACGUUUACACAGGUGGCGCAAGCAGCAAAAGUACCAACAAUAAGCCCAUUCCAAAUAUGAACAAUCCUUUUGGUUACGCCUGGCUUCCCACCAAACGCAGUUCCCUCAAUGGACUCGUCGAUCUUCCGCAUGGUGCAGUAAACAUGGCCAACAAUGCUCGCUAUAUGAUCAUGGCUGCCGGUAACAACCCAGCCACGGGGGGAAUCGGUCAAUAUCAAUACGUGUACCGGAUUUCUCUUAAGGAUAACCCCUAUAACAUUUCUUUUGCCAAUCACAAUCGCUAUCAUGGCGGACAGCCGGGUCGUAUGCAUGUCCAGGAGUUCUUUGUUGAAGCGCUUAAGGGCGAAAGUGGGACAUACUUGAGAUUUGCACUGGGGGAGGCCUUGGGGGUGACAUGGGGUGACUCUUACCCCACCGGGUACGGUUUCAAUGAUAAAAAAGCCUCACAUGCAUCCUUUGACAAGGGUCCUUUUUUUCCCAGUGUGCAUUCCGGAUCUGGACAUAACCAGCGUUUUGGUUGCACUCAGUUCAAUUUCCAGCCGGAUGUACCGUGUGGGAUUCCUGAAUACAAUCAUCGUGGGUGGUACACUGCUAACAGUUUUGGGAAAACUGGUCAGACCUCAAUUUGGUUUAAGUGAAGGAAUAUUUUAGGAGUGUAAAACACCAGAACUUAGAAGUUUCUACUUUGAUAUACAUGUAGGAUGCGCUUAAUAACUAAACCUAGCCAGAAACAGACUUGAUUCCUUGACAAGCAUAUGUUAAAAAAUAAAAUUACAUUAACCUUGA
This is a messenger RNA of Porites lobata, 15368 nucleotides long. Lineage: Eukaryota; Metazoa; Cnidaria; Anthozoa; Scleractinia; Poritidae. The record is from the annotation of a GenBank genome assembly.